ACUAUGGAUUUGAACGUGUACUUAAUUCGUUUAAAUAAAUUUUGGAUGUAAUUAUUAUUCUCUUUUUGAGGCUAAUCGAUGUUUUUUUAGAACUUCGAUAACCAAUAAUCGAGAAGUCGGUCGAUUUGUUAUGUUUAUCACUUCACCAAAAUUUGUGAGAGGUCGAAUUGAUUUGCGUGCGAGAAGUAUUUACAAACAAAAUAUAAUUUUUCGUAUUUAAAAUAAGUUAGUGUGCAUUAAAACUUAAGCGAUAAGAUAAGAAUAUAAUGGUUCUUGUCAACUUGGCCCGUAAUGCGCUCUGUGAAUGCAGUUGUUCAGUUGCAGUUCUUCUUGAUAAGCCCACAGCACAUAAACACACCAACCUCAGUUAAGUGUAAAUAACUUUUAUAUCUUACUUAACUAGUAAAUAAUUUGUAAACAUGGAUAAAGAGCCAAAAAUUAUGACACAUGCUUUACCCAAUAAACAAGCUAUUAACAAUCAAUCGAAUAUUGAGGGAAAUCUGAAAAAAGACGCGGAAUUUAUAUCAGAUGAAUAUGAGAAUGAUUCCAAUACUAACUCCAAUGCUGAUAAUGAAGAGUAUUACGAUUCAGUCUCUGAAAAUAGCUUUGAAUGUGAACCUGACGUGAACCAUUCAUUUCCAAUUUUACACAAAUUGGAUGCAAAAAAGAAAAUUUGUAUAAAAAGCGCCAACUAUAUUUAUGGCAAAUAUGUUCUGAGACAAUGUCCUAUGUGUGAUUCUGAGUUUAAUUCUGCUCAUUGUUGGAAGAAACAUAUUAAUUACAUACAUCAUUUAGCUACUCCGGAAGAUUUGCAAUUCAAAUACAACGAAGUAGGUGCAAAAUGUAAAAUUUGUGAUUUCCAAACGGCUACUCCAGAUUUUAAUAAAUUAUUAGAUCAUCAAAUCUCACAUAUGCCAUUUAGUCUGUUUUUAAAAUGUAAAUUAUGUGAUUGGAGAACUAAAACACAUCCAAGCAUGAAUUUUCAUUUGCGUCAAGUGCAUUCCGAUAAAUUGGAUAUGACAACAAAAAGCAUUGAGUUAACGGUAUGUCCAUAUUGUCAGCAAGAAUUCUCAUCACAAUGGUAUUUGCGAAAGCAUAUGUUUCAGGAACAUGAAAAGACUAUUGACGAGAGAACAUGUUUUAUUUGCUUGGAUUGUGGUGAAGAAUUUCCCACAAAUGUUAGUUUACGUGCGCAUGUAUUUGAAAAAUUUGCAGACAAGUCGGUGGAAGACCUGAGCUUCAAAGAGGUGAUUUCAGUUGGGGAAGAUAAUGAUAUUUCGUACAAGUGUACUCAAUGCCCGACCAUAUAUCGCAAAAGUACAUCGAGUCGGACAUUAACAAACUUACGCGAACAUUAUAUGUUGCAUUUAGGCGAACUUACUGGAAAACACGCAUACAAAUGUAAAUAUUGCGAUGAAAGUUUUCGUCGAUUUGACUAUAUGCGCUUACACAUUUGUGAGGAACUACGUAAAGCCUUGCAGAAUUGCGCCAAUUCACAUACUAUAUUAUGUGCGAAAGACCAUAGAAAUAAGUUGGCAAAAAAAAAUAAGCAACAAGAACCAAUCGAACUGAAGAGAGACUACAUGAAACACAUACGUCAUGUUUGUCUAAAAUGUGGAAAUUCAUAUGGCAAGUUGUUCCAUUGCAAACGGCAUAUGUAUAUAAAACAUGGCAUGAGCAAACCAUCGGGAUUGGAUUUUAAAAAGAUAGCAAAUCAAAAGGAUUCGGAAGUUUAUGAAUGUACGAUAUGCGAAGAGUUCACCUGCGAUUUGGAUUUAAAUACAAUGCUAGUGCACGCGCGUAUACAUACCGUUUAUGAUCCUUUACUUUGUAAAAUUUGCAAUACAUCUUUCGCAUACGAAACCGACAUACCAGGACAUGAUUGUAUGGAUGUGGAGGUUGUUGAAACUGUGAAAGAGUCAAGAUAUCCCAGAGAAAUUCCCAUACCCAAUAUGGAUACUUUCUGUCCUAAAUGCGAUCUAACAUAUACAACGCCUUCGUCCUUAACGAGACACAUGAAUAGAAUGCAUGGCAUGCAUGAACCUUACGGACUUGGCUUUGUAGUGUGCGAAACAAAUGGUAGCACUGAAGAUGUAUUUCGUUGCACCCAAUGUGAAAAUUUUAUUAUUAAUGAGAAAAAUUUGAAAGCUAUGUUGGAACAUGCGCGACUACAUUUGCCCUAUGAAAGUUUCAGGUGUGUCUUCUGUAAAGAGCGAUUUCGUUUUAAAGAGCAGGCGAGACAACAUCAAUGUUCAAAAAAUACAACGGAUGCGGUUAAUAAAGUGGAUAAAUACGAUCAAAAGAUUUUGAAGACGCGCUUAAAUAAAAUGGGUCGUUUAUGUCCUAAAUGUGGUAAAAAAUUUGCAAAACCAACAGUUUGUAAAGUGCAUACAACAAAUAUACACGGUUUAGAUAAGCCUGCUGGACUUGGCUUUGAAAAGCUCAGUGUUGAUAACAUAGAUAGUAAUCGGGAAACAUACCGUUGUAACGAAUGCUUGAACUUCGUUGUAGAAAAACUGGAUUUAAGUUUAAUGUCAGAACAUGCUAGAGAACAUUUUCCGUAUGAUAGUUUUUGGUGCAUGCUAUGUGACGAACAAUUUAAAUUCAAAUUGCUAGCUAUUAAGCAUAAAUGUCCGAAUGAUACAAGUAAAGUGGAAGAAAAUAAUGACGGCGAUUUUGAAAGCACAGCGCACACCAAAUAUCCCAAAACAUUUGAGAAGAUUAUAAAGAAAUUUUGUCCUGAAUGCAACUUUGAAGUGCCAACAAUGAAAGCUUGGCGUUGGCAUAUAAGUAAAUACCAUGAAAUGACAACACUUACCGGUUUACACAUGAAACAAGCCAAGGGAAAUUUAGUAGAGUGUUUAAUUUGUCAGGUAAAGACGACAUAUGUAAGACGUUUAGAUCAUCGAUUUGUACAUCUGCCAUUUAAGCCCUAUCAAUGCAGAUAUUGUUUGGAAUAUUUCAUCGAAGUUGAAAAGGCGAAAGCGCAUUGUGGUGAUUGUGCUGUUGCACCAACGGAAUUUGACGAAACGGAGAAAAUAAAAAAGCCGCAAGCAAAUAAGCGUACAUCUUCCAAAGGUAUGGAAACAAAAAUUGAUAGUAAGAGAGCCAAAAUACAAAAAAAACGCGAAACUAUCUCACAUGUAAAAGUAAACUCGUCCAGUGAACGAAUAGACUCCGAAAGUGAAAAUGAUAAUACAGACGCCAACAGAUGUAUUAGUGUUGUACUUACAGAUGAUAAUGACUUCGCAAAGUUCAUACGUAUAAGCUGUCCAUUAUGCCCGGAUACAGAAUUCGAAUCGAAUCUAAUGCUGACGCGCCACUUCAACGAAGCUCAUAACAACUUUCGCGAACACUUCACAAUUCAUCAAACAAAUGCUGCGAAUUGUAAAACAUGCAACAAGUAUUUUAAUAUCGUAUACAAAAAAACCAUGAUCAAGCACUAUUUAAGUGAAAUUAAUGCUACAUGUUUCUGUUGCCGUCUAUGUGAUAAAAAUAUACUAUAUUUUGAAACAAUGCGUUCACAUCUGUUGGACGAUCAUCAGGCUGUGAUUGCCGGUCAGCAAACACAUGAGAAUAACAACACAACCGCAGAAACUGGUGAGGAGGUCGAUCCUUUGAAAGUAACCGCUGUGGAUAUAUCGAAAGUGUCGCGUACAACAAUGGCAAUACCGAGCGUUAAAACUGCGGUAUUUAAUGAAUUUAAUGCCUACAUUUCAUAUGCAUGUCCCGAAUGCAAUGAGCCCUUCGACACAUCCGAACAAUGGCAUUUACACAUAAACGGUGCACAUAGUUUCUUCGAACAACAUCAGCUGAAUAUUGAAGCCACAUCGGAUGGUUUUAAACGUUGCAAACAGUGUAGUGUUAAUAUAAGUGGCGGCAUCCUGGCCGAACAAAGACACAAGCUAACACAUAUGCAAUACAAAUCGUUCAUUUGUAUUCUCUGUCAACAUCGUUCGACCACGUUAGGUGUGCUCACACAACAUUUUCGCCGCCGUCACUUUGCCAAGGGCACGUUUAAGUGUGUUUUAUGUACAAGUGUGCUAAGUACUUCUUGUGAACAAAUCGAACAUAUGAAGAAUGAGCAUGAUCCCAGUGAAUAUCCAUCGAAAUUAUGUCGCGUCUGCUUCAGCAUGUUCAGUUCGAUUAACUCGCUGAACACACAUAUGGAUUUGCAUAAUCCCAAUCGAAAAGUGUUUCAGUGCGACUAUUGUGACCGUUAUUAUAAGUAUAAGAGGGAAUUGGGUUUACACGUGCGUGCUAAACACCCCGAACAAGAAGCCAAAGCCAGUGAAGGAGAUAACUAAACAAUUAUUUUUAUUUACUUAGAAAAUUAAUUAAAGGUAAUGAUAAUGGUAAACUUAUUUUAAACAUAAAAUUUUUUAGAUUGUCUAUUGCUAUCAGUCAAAUCAAGAGAACAAAGUGUAUUGAGAUAAAUGUACUAUAUUAUGUAUAUAAUGAAUAUAUAUAUAUAUGAWAUAAUGUGCAAUGAAUUGGGCGCUGUGAGUUAUGAUAAUGACUUUUCAUUGAGUUAUCGACGGUUCCACUAACUGUUGUGCUUUUGUUGCUGCUACAACAAAAAUAAUUAUAUCAAACAAUGAAUACAACAAAAAAUACUUUCUAAUACUCUAUAUAAUUUUAACUAUUUUUUAGUGUUUCUUGGUUUAGCAAACAUGGUUUAAAAAAUUACAAAAAAAAAAAAAAAUAAUAAUAGUAGCAGAAAUGAAAUUAAGCUCAAAUGAAACGUCAUAUGGAGAUUUCUGYAAAAUGUUAAAAGAUUUACAUAUAUUUUUAGAGAAUCGCAAUUAGUUACAAUUAUUAAAAUAUUGUGUCACGCAGCUAGAGGUUACAUGCAUUUUGUUACUUAUAUAUGUAUGACAUAAAAUAUUUAUUUAU
Bactrocera latifrons is the source of this 4896-nucleotide messenger RNA. Its product is annotated as zinc finger protein 208-like. Gene Ontology annotation, molecular function: chromatin insulator sequence binding. NCBI's taxonomy places the organism in Eukaryota, Metazoa, Arthropoda, Insecta, Diptera, Tephritidae. The transcript has 3 exons. Gene Ontology annotation, biological process: regulation of transcription by RNA polymerase II. Bases 420 to 4307 code for a protein of 1295 amino acids. Gene Ontology annotation, cellular component: chromosome. The record is from RefSeq and is a predicted model, not a curated record.